This is a messenger RNA of Podarcis lilfordi (Lilford's wall lizard), 10436 nucleotides long. The record is from the annotation of a GenBank genome assembly. Lineage: Eukaryota; Metazoa; Chordata; Lepidosauria; Squamata; Lacertidae.
AUGGCUCUGCAGUGUAAGAUUCAGACCUUGCAGGUGGUUGACACAGAAUACAGUGCUGAUGCCGUAGAGUGGUGCCCUGUGGAGGGCUGGCACAGCAUCCUGGCAUGUGGCACCUACCAACUCAAGAAACCUGACAGCAGCGUGAGUGGCCCUUCUUUCUGGUGUUGCCUAUGCAGUGAAAAGAGCUCCAGCAGUUUCAAGUUAACAGUUCCUUGAAGCAUAUUUUGGGGGUUGUUGUUAAGGUGCUUUGAAGUUAAGGCUUAGGAUGGAUUGUCUAUAACUUGUUUUCUCAUUCUUCCCAUUUUUGGCUCAUCCACCUCAAGUCCAUGCAGAAUGAAAAGUUGAUUUUGCUUGCAUACAGCAGUAUUGGAGAACCUUUGGCUCUCCGAUAUGUUGCUGAACUACAGAUUCCAGCAGCCCUAGCAAGUAUGGCGAGGGAUGAUGGGAACUGCAGUUCAGCAACAUUUGGUGGGCCAGAUAUUUCCUAUGCCUGGGAUACUGUCCUUCUGAUUCAAAACCUUGCUUGGGUCAAAACCCCAUUUCUAAUCCAACACUACUAAAUACUCCAACAAGAACAUCAGAUACUAUAGUAUUAAACUAACUUACCUGCUGCUGUAUUGUUUUAAACAGGAUCCAGCUAGAUAAAAUACUGUAAUGUCGAAGAUAACCAACCACUCAAAACACAUUAAGAUUGUAGCUUAAGGUGCUCUUAAGCAAACCAUUCUUCUUUCAUCCCCUCUCGAAUAAGAGUAUGUGUGAUACUGAAGUUUCUGUUGCAGGGAUUAAUGAGAUAAUAUAGAGAUAAUGUACAAGAAAAGACUUGAACACUGUAGAUAUGCUAAGUUUUAAUCAUUUUGACAGGAAGUGUAUAGCACUAGUAGUUUUUAUUCAGGCUGGAAUAAAAUCGGUUUUCCAUCUCAAUUGGUUUUUCAUAUCUUGGCUUGUCCCAAAUAACUCCCAAAUGUGUUUAAGUGAGCUGUUCACCUCUCCUUCCCACCUAAAUGUGACAGUGGCCUAUGUCUUCUUUAGCAGAGGUGACAAGAGCAAUGGGGCAAACUUCCUGAGGGGAUUGAUGCACAGGAAUCUCUUAUGUUCUCUAGCUGUGCAGUUGAUGGGUAGUUCAGGGACAGCAGGUAGUUGAAUGUGGGAGAGAGGAAGAGAUGGGGGUGAGGCAAUGUCUCAAAGUGAUAGUUUUUGAUUUUGCUUCCCAUUGCAGGCUGGUGAGAGCCCUGAAGGGAACAAUGAGCCCCAUGUGCGCCUGGGCCGCCUCUACCUGUAUUACUUUGGAGAACAAAUUUUCACACCACUGACUGAGAUCCAAAGGCUGGAAAUGGCUGCCCUGCUGGACAUUAAAUGGUAAUGCUGGAGACAGAGGUCCAGACCAGCACCUAAGCAAUUCUUCCGCAUGUUGUUUGGUAGCAUAUGCAGGGCCGUCUUAAGCAUAUCCAGCACCAUGGUGCAAAGCUCCCUCCGGCACCCCCCCCCCCAUUUCCCAGAAUUUUUUAGGGAGGACGGCACUGCUGGCAGGGCUGGAGGAGGCGGGCAGUGGCUGGGGGGCGGCUCCUCUGGUGGGGAAGAGGUGGAGGCUGGACGCGGCGCCUCCCGGCUCAGCUGUCUGCUUUGUGCCGCAGUGGCCACGGCAGACGGAGGCUCUGGUCACAGCACUGCUUUGGCGUGGCAUGGCGGAGGCGGGCGAGGGUGGCGAACCGAUGCUGGGGGCGGCUGCAUCCAGCCUCCACCAUUUCCCUGGUGCCCUCCAGAACUUGGUGCCCUGGCACCCCACGCCACUAGCCUCUGUGGGUAAGAUGCCCCUGAGCAUAUGCAAAGAGUUUUUUUCCCUUGGAGGGGAAAUGACAACUUUCCACUGAGGGCACUAUACCCUUUCACCAGCACUGGAUUUGUGGCUCCCUGAGCCACCAUUGGAGAAAAUGUUGGAUGUGGGCUGAAGGCUUGUUUCUCCCAUAGACUUUAGCUUAUGGCCUUGGUCAUGUCAUCCUGGUUUGGUUCCCCAUCUAUAAAAUUGGAAGAGCAGUGUCCAAGCUUGCAGUAUCGUUGUGAGGGCAAGCCUGUGGCUAAAUCAAAGUACCCCUUUCUAUUGAACCCAUGUCACCACUACACAGUGCUUUUUAAAAAGAAAAAGAAAAAAGGUGCCGGUAUUCACCAUGAAGUUGUUACAGUAAGUGCCACACAUUUAACAUUUUGGGGGAAAGGUGCCAGUACUGCAUACCCUUGAGUACCCUCAGAAAAAAAGCGCUGCUGCUACACCUUAACAGUGAUGCAGAUCGGUGGCCUUUUUCAGCCUAUUUGCUCAGUAUGAUAUCUACUGAGCUCAGGAUAUGAAAAAUUACCACAAUCCAAUACAACUGAUCAUAAAUAUUACAUUACAAUAUGAAUAUUAUAUAGGCAGGUUACAAAAAUUAAAAUAAGUAUGAUUCGUAAUAAAACAGGAGGAACAAGAAGCUAGACCAAAAAAAUUAAAAAAUUAAAUGUAUUACCGUAUUUUUCCAUGUAUAAGAUGAGGCAAUCCCCCCCCCCCAAAAAAGCUUAACAACUCUGGGCAAUUUCCCCCCAUUUCCUCAAUUUUGAGUCCCCCAAAAUAGGAGUCAUCUUAUACACGGGGGUGGUGUUAUACAUGGUAUAUACUGUAUUGUCCUGAAAAUAAGCCACACUUUCCCCCCAAAUUUUGACGGUGAAAAGUUAAAGUGCGGCUUAAAUUUGCGACCCUACAAAAAUUGGCUUUUACUAUAUCACUGCUGAAACAGACAUAUGGUAAAAUGGAACAAAAAUGUUUUAUUGCCAAUUUGUGAGCUUGAGACUGUUGUGCAAUUAAUUCUAAUGCCAUUCAUUGCUUUCCCUGUAUUUUACACUGCGGUAUUGAUUUUUUAUUUGCAUUUAUGGUGCUAUGAACAGGUAUUUAACCCACUUGCGGGUCCUUUCUAGUACGCAUAGGGUUUUCUUCUACAUUUGCCAUUUACGGGUGUGAGGGCCUGCGGAAUUUUAAGGGAGCGGCUUUAUAUUUGGGUACAUUUGUCUUUUUUCCCCCUUGAAUUUUAAAGGUGCAGGUUAUAUUCGUGUGCUGUUUAUAUUUGGGCCAACACGGUAGAUCUCUUAUUAACUGCAUUUGAAAUGGAGAUGAAGUUCUUAAACACAUGUUAAUAUUUCAUUUCUAAAGAGAGGGCCCAGGGACUUACUCUUCUGAGGUAUUUAUUAUUCAUUCCUCUUCAAGGUGCCACGUUCCCAUUGCAGAACAUCCUGUUCUGGGCACUGCAAAUGCUAAGGGAGCAGUGGAGCUCUCCCGCUUAACAGGAAGUGAGGUAAGUGAACCGGAAUUGAGAUUCAUGGUUAGGGUGUGAGCCAUAGCUAUGCAAAGCGGUUCAUUUUAUAGGAGAUAUAGGAUGUAGCUCUGUGUGGUCAUUCCACUUCAGCUUGAGUGUAUUUUCAUGUUAGGAAAGGUAAUACAAUUGGGGGUGCUGACUUUAUGUUGCAGGCAUUGAAUAACUGGGCAUUGUCUAAGCACAAGAUUCUUGAGGACAAAGGGACAGUAAAGAGGGAGAAGCAAGGGACAAAUAGAAAUGUAUUGUUAUUAUUUAUUUAAACAAAAUACAAGGGUAGUUGAAACUGCUGCAAAAACCUUGGACGUGAAGGCUGGCAGGUGAAUAGGACUUGAGAGAACAGUCUCUCUUACUCACAGUGACUGAAAUUGUACACAUGCUCUGAAUUGCCUGAAGAAACUUAAUCUGCAGUGGGGUCCAGCUGUAUUUUCUUAACUGAGUGUUGGAUCUGAUGUUCCUCCUUGGGCCUGUCUGGCCUUGAUCAGUUUUCUUUUCCCUUCAGUAGAAGAGCUGCAAGCUGGAACCAUUGUGCAGCGCUGACCUGGGAGCCGAAUGCCUUGCCUUAUCUCUUGAUUGGUCCACAGGACGAGGGCAGCGGUGAGCAGAGGCCAGUUAGCUAGACAUUGGCCCAGUGCUAGCAUUGCUGUGUUUUAAAAGUUGAACAAAAUCCCUGCUGUAGGAGGACUGCCUGACAGCUGUGUCUAAUGGGAGUCUGCAUAAGUUUGUGCCUUGAGUUUGCAUGCUCUGUUUUGGGGCUUUGUAAGGGAUCUAUAUGCAGUCACCGAGGGCAUAUGUAUUUCUAGUCCCCUACUCUUUUCAGCCUAUUUUCUGCCCACGCUGAACAGAGCAAGGCCUUGCACUUCUCAGAGUGCAUUACCCCAUUGCCUUUAUCUUAUGAAUCAGGAGCCUUUAUAGUUGCUUGCAUUGCUGUUUGGGCUGUAGGUACCUUGGGAAAGGCACAGCUGAUCUGGGAAAUGCUUUAAAAUCCAGUUCUCUUCUUUUAGUGAUGGUUGUGACAGUUUCUGUGGAAGAUUUAAAAAAGAUUGGCCUUGUGCACAGGAAAUUCCCCCUCCUGCUAAAGACUAACCUGUCCUUUCUAUUUUGCACUAUUUCCCUUGUAGUGGCUGCCCACUGCAGUUGAUCAGCAGUGAUUCAAAAGGGAGGCUGAACUUGCUGUCCAUUGAUGAAUCUGCCUCCCUGCACAUAUUGGAACAGUGGAAGGCACAUGACUUUGAGGCCUGGAUUGCUGCAUUUGAUUACUGGAACACAUCUAUUGUAUAUUCAGGUCUGCAUCCGAUGGCGGUAAAUGACACAUGGGAAGUGCUUAGUUUUUUCUCUAAUGCUCACCAAACCACUAUUGCUGGCAAUAAUGUUGGGUGAUUUUUAUGCUUCAUGUGCAUUAGCAGCAAGGCUUGAGCUGGGAAACAAAACAUUUCCUGCCUUUGGAGCUUUAUCUUCUAGCCUUGUGGAGUGGCUCUGCGUCACAGGAAAAAAGUGUCUCAUCUCCAGCUAUCUAUACCGUCACACAGCUUGAUCAGUUUUCUCUUUGUUUCAGGUGGAGAUGAUUGCAAGCUACGAGGAUGGGACAUCCGGAGCAGCCCGAGAGCUCCCAUCUUCACUAGUGAGAGGUAAGCAGUAGCCUGUCAGGUGAGGGUGUAUUGCUCAUCUCUCCUCACUGUUUGGGCAGUUGUCUCAAGCAGAUUUAAACUGGUGCAUCUGAUGAAGGUUCUUGCUGCCUAACCUUUGACUUGCAUUCUGUGACAGGCAUUCAAUGGGAGUGUGCAGUAUUCAGAGCCAUCCACUCCGGGAGGAUCUGCUGGCCACAGGAAGGUGAGUUUCCCUGAGAUAUAUCUUGUUAUGUACAUUUGUCUGGGUUAGCAAUAGACGAGUGAGCUGAUGGUUGUUUGUGUGUGUCUGUGCUAGAGACUGUGGCAACUUAUGGAUGGGACCCUGGGUGCCUGAAAAAGAGCAUGGUUUGGUUCUAGCUUGGCCUUUGUCUUUAUUGAUAGCCCUGCAACAGUUAAGUAAGGGCUAGCUAGGAAUCUGAAGUCCUCUAUUGUACCCUUGAAAAACCACCUCUUAUGGAUUUCUGAGGACUGCUUUUGUUUCUCCAGCUACGAUGAACAUGUCAUGCUGUGGGAUACCCGGAAUAUGAAGCAGCCACUGGCGGACACCCAUGUGCAGGGUGGAGUUUGGAGGUUAAAGUGGCAUCCAACACAGGAGCACUUACUGCUGGCAGCCUGCAUGCACAAUGGCUUCAAAAUCCUCAAUUGCCAAGGCUGUAUGGGUGAGUGCUUUGAUCUUGGUAGCUGGCACCUGGCAUGUGUGAGAAAGGCUCAGGGGCUGGCUGGAGCCAUAUACCUGUGUUUUUAGUGCCUUCUUCUGGAGUGAAAGACAAAAAACAAUUUCCAGAGUAUAUGAAACAUUCUUAUUCUAUUCAGCUACCAACACUCCUAACUUCAUCUUGCUGAUGAGAUCAAAUGCUUAAAUAAUACUCCCAAGGAUCUGGUUUGGUGUUGAUCCGUGCUGUUUGCUUGGAGAUGCUUGAAAAGGAAAAUGCAAAUAGGUUGAAGAGGAUGUCAUUUAUACAUUCUACCUGAGAAUAAAUAGCUGGGCAGAAUACCGUUUCAUAAAAACAUGAUUUAUUUUUCCUUAAUCAGUGGAAGGUAAUAUGGAGUAUCCAUUAAGUUGUUCCUCCUGCCCAGCAGCAAGAAGAGAUGAAAAGUUUAAUUCUUGCUAAAAACAGUAGUUGAGAGAUAAAUUAUUUCCUAUUUUACUGAGGAAGCAGGCUUAGUCGUUGUCUGAGGACUAUCCCUGCCUCCAGGUCUGGUCCUGACCGGACGGAUACUGGAAUCAGCAAGGGACACCCACACGACCUGAAGGUGCUGCUGUGCAAUGCCAGGUCAAUGAUCCAUAAAACCAUGGUGAUCCAUGACUUGAUCGUGGAUGGAGGAUUUGACCUGGCAUGUGUAACAGAGACUUGGUUGGAUGAAGCAGAUGGGCCUGUCCUUGCCGCUGCUUGUCCACCAGGUUUCUCUUACGCACAGCAACCCAGGCCUUGUGGGUGGGGAGGGGGGGUUGCAGUGAUUUUUAGGAAGUCAUUAGUUUGCACCAAGCGUCCUAUUGGAAAGACCCAGUUCUCUGAGUGCAUGUUCUGGAAGUUGGGCAAUAGGGGCAGUACAGGAUUCCUUUUGGUGUACCGACCUCCCUGCUGCACCAAGGAUUCCCUGCCCGAGCUGCUUCAGCUCGUGGCGGAUGUUCUCCUGGAGACACCUAGUUUGGUUGUCCUAGGGGAUUUUAACAUCCAUGCCGACACGACCUUACAAGGGGCCGCUCUGGACUUUGUGGAAAGCAUGGCCUCCAUGGGGCUGUCCCUGAAUAAGUCUGGCCCAACUCAUAGCCACGGGCAUGCCUUAGACCUGGUGUUCACCUCUAUGGAUGUUGGUGAUCUGACACUAAGUAAAAGCGAAACCAAAGAAGUGCCAUGGUCAGAUCACUUCCUGGUGCAACUGGACUUCUCCGCGACCCUUCCCCUCUGCAGGGAGGUGGGACCGAUUCAGAUGGUCCGCCCCCACCACUUAAUGGAUCCAAAUGGUUUCCAGAGAGUGGUAGGGGAUGUUAUAUCCCACGUUGAUGGCCUUUCAGCUGAUUCCCUGGUGGCUCGCUGGAAUGUGGAGUUAACCAGGGCUAUUGACUGUUUGGCUCCAAAGCACCCUCUCCGAUUGCAUGGAGCCCGGACAGCCCCGUGGUUUUCCAUGGAUCUGAGGGCAAUGAAACAAUUGUUGAGACAGCUAGAGUGCCGGUGGCGGAUAACCCAUUCUGAAUCUGACCGGACACGGGUUAGAGCUCAAUGUCGAGCCUACCAAGUGGCGAUAGCGACGGCAAAGAAGACUUUCUUCACUGCCUCUAUUGCAUCUGCGGAAAACAGCAGCAGGAGACUCUUUCAGGUGGUUCGCAAUUUAGCGGAACCACCUGCUCCAUCAGGGCCCAGUACAGGCCACAUGAUCUCCUGCAAUGAUUUUGUAAAGUUUUUUGCAGAUAAAGUCGCUCAGAUUCGAGAAGAGGUAGACUCCACCGUGGGAGCAGGGCCGGGGCAGGAGAGUGCUAGAGUCCUGUCUAGUCAAGUUGUGUGGGAUCAGUUCCAAUCUGUUACCCCCGAGGAUUUGGACAGGCUGCUUGGACGAGUGAAACCAACCACCUGUCUCCUUGAUCCUUGCCCAUCCUGGCUUAUAAAAGCUAGCUGGGAAGGACUGGGCGAUGGGUUUCGUGGGGUGGUGAAUGCUUCCCUCUGUGAGGGAGCUUUCCCAGACCUGCUGAAAGAGGCGGUUAUUAAACCGCUUCUUAAAAAACCAUCUUUAGAUGUGGCCACGAUGGCCAACUAUCACCCAGUCUCAAAUCUUCCAUUCUUGGGCAAGGUGAUUGAGCGAGUGGUUGCUGAACAACUCCAGGCACGCCUGGAAGAAGCGGACCAUUUGGAUCACUUCCAGUCAGGAUUCAGGCCUCAUCAUGGGACUGAAACUGCCUUGGUCGCACUGGUUGAUGAUCUCCGGCGGGCUAGGGACAAAGGUGAGAGCUGUUUCCUAGUUCUGCUGGAUCUCCCAGCGGCGUUCGAUACCAUCGACCAUAACAUCCUUCUGGACCGUCUUGAGGGGCUGGGAGCUGGGGGCACUGUCAUACAGUGGUUCCGCUCCUUCCUCCUGGGCCGUGUUCAGAAAGUGGUGGGGGGGGGAUGAGUGUUCAGAGCCCUGGGCUCUCACUUGUGGGGUGCCUUAGGGUUCUGUCCUCUCCCCCAUGCUUUUCAACAUCUACAUGAAGCCGCUGGGACAGAUCAUCAGGGGAUUUGGGCUGGGUGUUCAUCAGUAUGCAGAUGAUACCCAGCUCUACCUCUCUUUCAAAUCAGAACCAGUGAAGGCGGUGAAGGUCCUGUGUGAGUGCCUGGAGGCAGUUGGAGGUUGGAUGGCGGCUAACAGAUUGAGGUUGAAUCCUGACAAGACAGAAGUACUGUUUUGGGGGGACAGGAGGCGGGCAGGUGUGGAGGAUUCCCUGGUUCUGAAUGGGGUAACUGUGCCCCUGAAGGACCAGGUGCCCAGCCUGGGAGUCAUUUUGGAGUCACAGCUGUCCAUGGAGGCACAGGUCAAAUCUGUGUCCAGGGCAGCUGUUUACCAGCUCCAUCUGGUACGCAGGCUGAGACCCUAUCUGCCUGCGGACUGCCUUGCCAGAGUGGUGCAUGCUCUGGUUAUCUCCCACUUGGACCACUGCAAAGCGCUCUAUGUGGGGCUACCUUUGAAGGUGACCCGGAAAUUACAACUAAUUCAGAACGCGGCAGCUAGACUGGUGACUGGGAGCGGCCGCCGAGACCACAUAACACCGGUCUUCAAAGACCUACAUUGGCUCCCAGUACAUUUCCGAGCACAAUUCAAAUUGUUGGUGCUGACCUUUAAAGCCCUAAACGGCCUUGGUCCAGUAUAUCUGAAGGAGCGUCUCCACCCCCAUUGUUCUACCCGGACACUGAGGUCCAGCACCGAGGGCCUUCUGGCGGUUCCCUCACUGCGAGAAGCCAAGUUACAGGGAACCAGGCAGAGGGCCUUCUCGGUAGUGGCGCCUUCCCUGUGGAACGCCCUCCCACCAGAUGUCAAAGAGAAUAACAACUACCAGACUUUCAGAAGACAUCUGAAGGCAGCCCUGUUUAGGGAAGUUUUUAAUGUUUGAUGUAUUAUAGUAUUUUAAUAUUUUUUUGGAAGCCGCCCAGAGUGGCUGGGGAAGCCCAGCCAGAUGGGCGGGGUAUAAAUAAAUUAUUAUUAUUAUUAUUAUUAUUAUUAUUAUUAUUAUUAUUAUUACUACUUAAUGCUAGACUCGUAAUGUAAGCCCUUAGAGCAGGGGUUGGCAAGCUUUUUUGGGGGUGGGCUGGUUCACCUCCUGGUGCGUUGGAGUGUGUGUAUGUGUGUAUGUGCGUGUGUGUGUGUGUGUGUGCAUGCGCACAUGGCAGAAGGGACUUCUCUCUCCCCCAGCCCCUCCCGUCCCCCUGCCUACCUAGGGUGCUGCCGAGAGGCAGAGGCUGGCGGCGUCGGUGUCAGAGGAGGAACGAGCAGCCCAAAGGACAGCUUUAGGGCUGCUCGUUCCACCGCUGCCGCCACCCUCUGCCACUCGCAAGGGCAGGCACAGGAGCCACGCUUGGCAGAGUGGAGGCGGCGGCGGCAAACAGCUUGCUCCAACGAGGGGCUGCUGGAAAUGCUCUUGGCCAGAUGAGCCCAGCCCCCUUCCUCCUCUUGGCCAUGCGCAGCCGCCAUUCACCCAUUGGCCAGGGCUUCAAACCUUAGCAGGCGAUUGGCCGGCGAUUUGCUAAGCCAGGAGGAGGAGAGAGGAGAUUCUGCUGCAAUGAGGGAGAAGGGGGAAAAUGUUGGCUAGGGGAAAAAUGGCGCCCGGGCCCGAGAAAACCCCCACAGAUUCCCCUCACUGAUCCACGGAACUGGCCAUGGGCUGUAUCUGGCCCAUGGGCCUUAGGUUGCCAACCUCUGUCUUAGAGCAUUGUUGUAAACUGGAGUAAAAGCUUAUUUAAUAAAAUUUAAAACUGAAUAUGGCUACCAUUGCUGGAAAUGGUGAUUACUUAUGCAACUUAAUUGUCAUCUAACUUGUGUCUGUCCUUUCCUUUCUUGUCCCUCAGUGGAGAACAAAGAGGAAUGCACUGUUCUUUCCUCUUAUAUCUUGCAUAAUUCCUUGGCUUAUGGAGCUGAUUGGUCAAGGCUUUCUCUGAGCAACCCCUUGGAGCUAUCUGCAGUGAUGCCUGUAGUUCCUAUGGAGCAAGAAGCAAGGCGAGUGGAUCUCAAAGCCCAGAACCUGAAGAUAGUUUAUGAAUCCCCUACAGCCACCUUUGAUGUGGUGUUGGAGGAAGAAGAUCAAAGCCCUGGCUUGCCGAUCCAAGCAGAAAGUAGCUUUGACCUGCUGGGACCACGUACUGAUGAAAAAGGUUCAGAAACCAAAGCCCACAGUGAAACAGACUUGGUCAAAGUCAAAAAAGAGACCAGCCUCUUAGCAACAUGUUCUUUUUAUGAUAAUGUCCUACAUGUUUGGAAAUGGGAGGCUAGCCAGACUGCCACUUUGUCCUGA